UCGCUCCUCCCCGCGCGUCCCCGAUCAACCUCCAGCAGUUCCACCGCUUACCGUCCGUUCGGCCGAAGUGUCCCCGUUUCCAGCCGCUCAUCGCCUGUUAAACUCGCUCAGACCACGCGCACGGGAGCCGAACCCGAUGGCCUCGACGACUUCUGAUGGCUCCGAGCGAGAGUCGCCGAACCCGAGCGAACAAAACGGCGACGGGAGCGAAUCGGGCCUGCGCGGCGCCGACGAUCAGGAACCGGCCGUUAAGAUGGACGCGAUCGGCGAAGAACAAAGCCCGGAUGGAGCCACGAGGGGAGACGAUGGCGACACGGAAGCAGAGAAGGAGCAGGAAAAGAGUCCCGGGAGCGCGGAAGAGACCGCGGAGCCGCUGAAGACGGAACAAAGGGAGGAGGAGAGCGCGUGCUCCCCCGCGGACAAGAGCGCAAACGGCGGCGGCGCGUUGAAGCGACGCGCGAGUCUGGAGCUGAGCUCGUCCUCCGAUGGAGAGCCGCUCAGCCGCAUGGACUCUGAGGACAGUAUCAGCAGUACUUUAAUGGACAUGGAGAGCAUCGCGUCCAGUGGACGUUCCACUCCAGCGAUGAUGAACGGUCACGCCGGGGCGUCUUCCUCCUCAGUGAAGGGAUCGUCUUACCCCUGCUGCUGGGAUCAGUGUCACAUGCUGUUCAACACCAGUCCGGACCUGGCAGAACACAUCCGCGGAGUACACGUAGAUGGCCAGCGUGGAGGGGUGUUUGUGUGUCUUUGGAAAGGCUGUAAGGUGUAUAACACACCAUCCACCAGUCAGAGCUGGCUACAGAGACACAUGCUGUCGCACAGCGGAGACAAGCCAUUCAAGUGUGUGGUAGGCGGCUGCAAUGCCACCUUCGCAUCACAGGGGGGGCUGGCGCGUCACGUCCCGACCCACUUCAGCUCCCAGAAUUCCUCCAAACUCUCCAGUCACGGCAAAGUAAAGGAAGAGUCGCCUUCCAAAGCGGGCAUCAACAAACGAAGGAAACUCAAGUACAAACGCAGACGCUCAUUGCGUACGUAUCAGAGGACUCAAUCUGACAGUUUCGGCUGUUCUGUGGUCAGAGCGCGGCCUCACGACUUCUUUGACGCUCAGACCAUGGAUGCCAUUCGUCAUCGUGCCAUCUGCCUCAAUCUGGCAACCCACAUUGAGAGUCAGGGCAAGGGACACAGUGUUGUGUUUCACAGUACGGUGAUCGCCAGGCGAAAGGAGGAUUCUGGGAAGGUGAAGGUGCUUCUUCAUUGGAUGCCGGAGGACAUACUUCCAGACGCUUGGGUUAGCGAGGGUGAUCGUCAACAGCUAAAGACCAAAGUGGUCCAUCUUUCUCAGCUUCCUCAGGACACGGCAGAACUGUUGGACCCCAACAUCUACAGGAUGUAUUUCUAGAGGACUGGGUGGGAGGGGACACUUCUGACGUAUCCAAACCCGAAGUGGACGCGUCCAUCUUUUGAGAGAGACUUUUUGCCCCCCCUUCACUUUUUAAUGCUCAAAGUCUGCCAAAGCAUGCAGUGAAAUUUUAAUGUGUUUACAUCCCUUGAAGAGGAGAAGAGGCACAAAAUUGUGAAGUGUGUCGGUGCUGGACUUUUAACGAUCUAGGAAGACAAAUGUUUUGUGUGCUGCAAUUAAAUCCAUUUAAUUUCACUCCUUGCAUCCUAAACUGUACUGACAAGCUCUUAUAAGUCCCGAUCAUCUUCAUUUUUGUCAGUAAGUGCCCAUGUAAAUAUUCCAGGAGAUUUGUAAUAUAUUUUUGUACUGCAAAAUUUUACUGUUCUCUGUAGAUAGAUGUAAUAUGCCAAGUUGACAGAUGAUGUAAUUGUACAGAAUGUGAUAGUUGAAUAGUUUUAAAUAAUGUAAAUGCUUCCAUAGAUUUUGUCUUAUGUUUUUAGAAUUUGAGUGUUUUUCUUUAUUGUUUUUUCGUUUGACGGUUAAAAUUGAGUGAUUUGUUUUGUUCUCCGCACAUGCUGCUGAUUCCUUCACUGAUGAUGAUGAUGAUGGUGGUGGUGGAAAGCUGUGGUUUACUGUGUGCGCUGUUGUGUGAUAUCUCUGUUAAAGCUAUACAAAUGCCAAGGAGUAUAUAGACAUCUUAAUGUUAUGGUGCUAAAGCUAACACUAGCGUUUAGGCUAAUGCACAUAGGAAUAUUCAUAGAUCAAUACUGAUGGUGCUGUUUAGUUCAUAUAAUAUGAAUAAUAAUAAUUAUACCCUGUUCCCCAUAGAUUAUACUUCUGUCUUUGUAGUAAAGCUGAAAAUUCAGAAAA
Paramisgurnus dabryanus is the source of this 2269-nucleotide messenger RNA. It is a transcript of the gene aebp2, whose product is annotated as AE binding protein 2. NCBI's taxonomy places the organism in Eukaryota, Metazoa, Chordata, Actinopteri, Cypriniformes, Cobitidae. Gene Ontology annotation, cellular component: ESC/E(Z) complex. The record is from RefSeq and is a predicted model, not a curated record. Gene Ontology annotation, biological process: regulation of transcription by RNA polymerase II.